UCUCAUCUCUCAUCUCUCUCUCUCACUCAAAACAUUUAUUUUAUCUUCUUCUCAUCUCAUCUCUCUCUUUGUCUCUCUCUCUCUCUUUCACUAUGAAGAGUUUCAACACAGAUCAAGAACGCAACCACUCCACGGCGGAGUCCGGCGAUGGUUACAACAUCUCUGACCCGACAAAGAACGUCGAUGAAGACGGUCGGGAGAAGCGUACGGGGACUUGGCUUACGGCUAGUGCUCAUAUUAUUACAGCGGUUAUAGGGUCAGGAGUGUUGUCUUUGGCAUGGGCAAUAGCUCAGCUUGGUUGGAUCGCAGGGACUACGAUUUUGCUUAUCUUCUCGUUCAUCACUUAUUUCACUUCGACCAUGCUUGCUGAUUGUUACCGUGCUCCGGAUCCUGUCACCGGUAAAAGGAAUUACACUUACAUGGAAGUUGUUCGAGCUUACCUCGGUGGUAGGAAAGUGCAGCUCUGUGGAGUGGCACAGUAUGGAAAUCUGAUUGGGAUUACUGUUGGUUACACCAUCACUGCUUCUAUUAGUUUGGUAGCCGUCGGGAAAGCGAACUGUUUCCACGAUAAAGGGCACGAUGCGGAUUGCGCAGCAUCGAAUUAUCCGUAUAUGGCGGCCUUUGGGAUCAUUCAGGUUAUUCUUAGCCAGAUCCCAAAUUUUCACAAGCUCUCUUUUCUUUCCAUUAUGGCUGCGGUCAUGUCCUUCACUUAUGCAACUAUUGGAAUUGGUCUAGCCAUUGCGACCGUCGCAGGUGGGAAAGUGGGUAAGACGAGUAUGACGGGUACAGCGGUUGGAGUUGAUGUAACCGCAGCUCAGAAGAUAUGGAGAUCGUUCCAAGCGGUUGGGGACAUCGCGUUCGCCUAUGCUUACGCGACUGUUCUCAUCGAGAUUCAGGAUACACUAAGAUCUAGCCCAGCUGAGAACAAAGCCAUGAAAAGAGCAAGUCUUGUGGGAGUAUCAACAACCACAUUUUUCUACAUCUUAUGUGGAUGCCUCGGCUAUGCUGCAUUUGGAAACAAUGCCCCUGGAGAUUUCCUCACGGAUUUCGGAUUUUUUGAGCCCUAUUGGCUCAUUGACUUUGCAAACGCUUGCAUUGCUGCCCACCUUAUUGGUGCCUAUCAGGUGUUCGCGCAGCCCAUCUUCCAGUUUGUUGAGAAAAAAUGCAAAAAAAACUAUCCGGACAACAAGUUCAUCAAUGCUGAAUAUUCAGUAAACGUACCAUUACUUGGAAAAUUCAACAUCAGCUUCUUUAGACUGGUGUGGAGGACAGCUUAUGUGGUUUUAACCACUGUGGUAGCUAUGAUCUUCCCUUUCUUCAACGCGAUUUUGGGUCUUAUCGGAGCAGCUUCCUUCUGGCCUUUAACAGUUUAUUUCCCUGUGGAGAUGCACAUUGCACAGACCAAGAUCAAGAAGUACUCUGCUAGAUGGAUCGCUCUAAAAAUGAUGUGCUAUGUUUGCUUGAUCGUCUCACUCUUAGCUGCGGCUGGAUCCAUCGCAGGACUGAUAAGUAGUGUCAAGACAUACAAGCCCUUCCGGACCAUCCAUGAGUGAGUUUGUUAACCAUGAGAGAGUCCUCAAGAGAGUAAAAAAUAUAUGUAGUAGUUUGGUCUUUCUUUUGUUAAUCUAUUUUGGUGUCUAAAUCCAAUGAAAAUACUUUAUUUCUAAUGAAACUACAUCAAUCUCUCUGUAUCUACAGCUUUCAAUCUAAUACAUAUGAGCCUGUCACAGCUCUUGCAAA
This is a messenger RNA of Capsella rubella, 1740 nucleotides long. Its product is annotated as amino acid permease 1. Gene Ontology annotation, cellular component: plasma membrane. The transcript is spliced from 6 exons. The record is from RefSeq and is a predicted model, not a curated record. Bases 93 to 1553 code for a protein of 486 amino acids. Lineage: Eukaryota; Viridiplantae; Streptophyta; Magnoliopsida; Brassicales; Brassicaceae.